AUGAGUUCUGACGACGAAAACAAGAAGAAAAAGAGGAACAGCAGAAAGAAAUCACAUCGACAGAAAGUAAUUCCCCGACCGCUGGGAGAAACCGUGGAAGGUAUAGAUAAUGACAUUGACACGUUGGAGCUCGAGGAAAAACCGAAUUCCAACAAUGAACCCUGGUUAAAAGAGUCGAAUAAAUUCAAAGCCGCCCAGAAGGGUUCUAAAUCUAUUGGAGAUGCAUUUCUGUUGUAUAAUAACGACAUAAAAGCCGGUGAUAAAUUCAAGAGUUUUAGGACAUCCAGAAGGAAAGACUUCUGUCCCGAUUUCAGCAGAGCCAAAGGAGGACAGUUGGAUGAAUAUACAGCUGAAGACCAAACGCCAUGUAGCAAUGCGAAUAGAGCGCUCAUCUCGUAUUUUGCUGCCUUGGCCUCAUCGAACAAAGAAGAUGACACUGUUGAUUUGGGGUUUGUUGAGAAAAUGCUAGAUAAUAACGCCGACAUUCUGUGUACAGAUAAAUACGGACAGAGUAUUUUACAUGAGGUUGCUAGAGUUUGGGAGACGGACGUUGCUAAGUUUAUGUUGGAUAAAGGUUGUGACAUCAACCAAGGCGAUGAAUUUGGUAGAACAGCGCUCCACGUGGCAGCCGCUGUUGACUACUCAGAAAUGGUAGACUUUCUGUUAGACAAUGGGGCUGAUAUUGAGAUCAAAACGGACGGAGAACAGCAAACCCCCUUACACUAUGCAGCCAAAAAUGAUGCGGGUAAUUCAUUAACAACUUUAAUCAGAAGAGGUGCUCACAUCCAUGCCAGGGACUACAAGAAGAGAACGCCUUUACAAGUGGCCGCUGAAGGAGAUCGCAGUGAAACAGCUCGACUUCUAUUAGAAUUUGGUGCUGAUGCAUCAGAUGAAGAUGACAGUCACAUGUUAGCAUUGGUGUUAAUGAUUACCAAGAUGCCACCUGUGGCCAAAGCAGCCAUGAAUCAAUAUCAUAGAACUGAUAGAGCUAAUAGAAUACAGUACUUUGAUCUGCAUCAUUUGGAACCUUUCAAACCAGAAGAGAAGAGGCCCCCAUGUCAACUACCAUUACAAGUUAUUGUUGAGUACAGACAACACGAUCUGAUUAUACAUCCAGUUAUGAAGAAGCUCAUAAAAACGAAAUGGAAACGAUUUGGAAGUCGUGGGGCAUGGACGCAGACCAUUUUGAACUUUAUUUUCAUUAUGCUGUGGACAGUGAUAGGAGUAACACUACCCCAGGACAGUGACCAGUAUAACUUCCCCGAAGACCUUUGGAGAGUCACAUUAGAAGUCAUAGCACUUGUGUUUACAGUGUACAUGAUCAUAAAAGAAGUACAAGAGUUCUUGAAGUCCAAGAACAAUUUUAAUAAAUGGAAAGAAUGGCGGACUGCUGAGCUUGAGCGAGACAUUGAAUUUUGUCACCCAAGAUGGCCACAGGAAAAAUUGUAUUUGGAAAGAGAGGUUGAAGAAAUUCAGGAUAUGGGACCAUCAUAUUUUAGUGAUUCAUGGAAUUACUUUGACUGGUUUGUGUAUCUUCUGCUGUUUUGUUGCACCAUCCUCCAUAUUGUUGAUAUCGCAUUGGAACAGGACAGCGAUGAAACAGGAGAUGAUAUUCCAAGGCCAUUUAUUGUCAUAUUGGGAAAGGUCAUGGUGGACGUUGCAAUAUUUGCAUAUCUGUACUUGGAGUUCUGGAUUCCAUAUUGCUGUGCUUUCUGGAUGAUAUUUGGAGUGACUGAUUUAGUUUUAGGCAUGGAAUCUUUUUAUUCUGUUGGUUAUAGCCUGUUUCGUAUGACAUUAGUUGAUGACUAUGAUUAUGAGGGUAUGAAGGCGGUUGACCCAAUUAUGGCUGAUAUUCUAUGUGGUACAUUUUUAGCUAUAUCUGCUAUAUUCUGUCUCAGCAUGCUGGUCGCAUUAAUAUUCCAUACCUUCCAAAGCUUUUAUGACAAUGCAAAAUCCAUUGCUGCGAUGCAAAGGGCUGCAAUUAUCCUGGAUAUUGAAAAAGAACUCUCAGAGAAGCAAAGACAGAAAUUUGUGACUCACAUAUGGGAUAAAUGUGCUCCAGAAGCAUUGUACUACGACGAUGACAUCACAGGACCGGAUGCUGAUAAUGACGUGAAGAAGAUAACCGUUCAAAUUAAAGAUGAUCUUGAUGAAAUGAGUGAAGCCCUUAGAACAGCUAUUGUUACAAACACACCUGGUACGAACAGCCUCAACGAUGAAGUGCGAAGUUUGAAAGCAGAUUUGGAGGACUUGAAGAAAGCACACGAAAUGCAGUAUGAUGAUACCAAGAAAGAUGUUCAGAAUAUUUUGAAAAUUUUGAACGAACUCUUGAGAAGAGGUGGUAGAGGCGGUAGUGUUGGUGACAGUUUCACCCGAGAGGAUCCGGGUAACCAAACUGGUCGUGGAGGCAACUUUGAUCCGAGGGGUAAUGAUGAUGAUGAUGAGGAAGAUGGAGAUGAUGAUUACCUUGGUAUGAGUAGAUCACAUAGACCAAUCAGUACUGCCGACGACCCAAGACUACAAACAUUACAACGUAUAUACACAGCUCAGUUGAUGGCUGCUGAUAAUGAAAGUUCUUUGCGUACCAGAGGUAACUCCCCACAACACUACAGCAGGUCGUCUUCUGUUCUUCCAGAUUCAUUGCUGGAACCUGGCACUAACCGGUUCAGUAUUAUGGAGGAUUUUCCACCAAUACCUGGCUCUAUUAAAGAGAAAUCCCCAUCGGCAUCUGCAGAGAAAGCGAAGUGA
This is a messenger RNA of Saccoglossus kowalevskii, 2748 nucleotides long. RefSeq lists its product as uncharacterized. NCBI's taxonomy places the organism in Eukaryota, Metazoa, Hemichordata, Enteropneusta, Harrimaniidae. Gene Ontology annotation, molecular function: protein binding; calcium channel activity. The record is from RefSeq and is a predicted model, not a curated record. Gene Ontology annotation, biological process: calcium ion import across plasma membrane. Gene Ontology annotation, cellular component: plasma membrane.